Messenger RNA from Hemibagrus wyckioides, 2973 nucleotides. Its product is annotated as coiled-coil domain-containing protein 39-like. Gene Ontology annotation, cellular component: axoneme. Bases 1 to 2868 code for a protein of 955 amino acids. The transcript has 20 exons. NCBI's taxonomy places the organism in Eukaryota, Metazoa, Chordata, Actinopteri, Siluriformes, Bagridae. Gene Ontology annotation, biological process: cilium movement; inner dynein arm assembly; cilium-dependent cell motility. The record is from RefSeq and is a predicted model, not a curated record.
AUGGAUAACGCGGUUAUAUCGGGGCUUUUAGCUGAGAUUGGCUGGAACACAAAUCUCACGUUUAACGCCGAGAAUAAAGCUUUGCUAGAUGAGAUCCAGAGAAAACAGAAAGAUCGAGCAAAUGUGGAAAACAGAGUGAGCAAGCUCAAGGACCGGAUCAGUGCCAUGACUGAGCAUACGACAAACGUCCAGCAAGAGCGCAUUCACUCUCAGGCCCUGUGUAGGGCUGUGGAGAAGCAAACGGAGUCCGGGCUGCAUUUCAAGGCCUUGUCCGACAGAGAGAAGGGACGGCUUCGUCAGGAGAUUUCUCAACAGCAAAGCGAGCUCAAAUCGCUGCGAGAGAGGAAGAACUCAAAGGAGAACAACAUCUUCAAAGCCACACAGAAGAUAGAGGUCCUCAAGGGGCAGGUGAACAUGGACCAGCAAACUUUGGACGCCUGGCUGGAGGAAUCGGCUCGCAAAGACGAGGACAUCAUGACCAUCGUCAAGUAUGCACAUCAAGAUGAGAGCAGGAUUCGAGAGCUGACUCUGAACAUAGACAAGCAGACGCUGGAGGCGAACCGCAAGAGAAAAACUUUGGAAAAUGAGGCCACUGAGACCAUCAUGGCACAGGUGGCUGUGGAGAAGACGGCCGAGCUGGUGCAGCAGGCCAACGUGGAGAGACAGGAGCUGAUCACACAGUGGGAGAACUCUAUCGCGCAGAUGAGGAAGAAAGACCAGGAUAUACAUCAGUGUGCUCUGCUGCAGGUGGAGACGAAGCAGACGAUCUGUGAACGCAAAGCACUGCUAAACGAGAAGCAGAACUUCCUAGCUUACGAGGUGGACAACAACAAGGACUGCGAGAAGAAGAUCGCCGCAGCCGAACGCCAGGCCAACACCCUAUGGCAACAGUUUCAGGAAGAGGAGAGCAACCGCACUCGACUGCAAGAUGAGCUGGUGAGCCUAAAGGGCGAGGUGAAUCGCACUGCUACAGACCUGGAGGCUAAGAGAUCCCACUUAGCGAGCAUCAAGAAGGACAUCAACAUUAAAACAGCAAAAUUGGAGGACAGGCAGCGGUACAUCAUCGCUCUCAAAGCGAAGUUGCAGGGCGUGACGGAGGAAGCUCUUAGCGUGGAGGAGAGAGCCGCUCAGAUGGAAAAGCUGCACCGAGACCUGAAGAAACACCUCAAAGAACUUAACACUCAAAUCCAGCGGGAAAAAAAGCUCCUCUCCCAGAAAACGCAGGAGCUACAGACGCUGAGAGAAAAAGAGAAAAAUGUCAUAGCAGAUAUCUCAGGCAGUCGUGUAGCUCUGUCCAGCCUGGACAACCGCCUCAGUAAACUGGACCAAAAUGUUCUCAGGCAGCAGGACUACAUCAACAACCAGGAAUUCCAGAUCCAGUAUCUGGAGGAGAAGAUGGCCCGUCUGAGUGGCAACGUGAACGAAGAGGAGAAACAGGUUCUGGAAAAUCAGGUCUCUGAGCUGAGUGCGGUAUUGGAGGAAAAGAAAAGGGCAGCUGACUUGCUUGCAGCACAGCUCAAGAAGCUUCAGAAUGAUAUCCGUUUUGUGGGGAAAGAGAAUGAGAAGACGGAAGCAGAUAAGCAAGACCUGACCACAAAGAUUGAGGAAUUGAACCUCGUUGAUGACACCUUGAACAAAGAGCUGAAGAGACUUUGUCUCAAGAAACAGGACAGCAUAGUGGAGAACAAUAUCCAGCAGCUGCAGGUGAAGCGUCUCAGGACCUUGCUGUAUGACAGGGCGGAUGGCGUCCUCUCUCAGGAGAAGAGGAAGCUGAAGCUUCAGAAAUUAAUGAAGGAGCAGCAGAAGGAGAUCUGUGUGUAUCAGAAAAUGUGCACCAAGCAGCUGAAGAUCACUGAGCAGGAGAUACAGCGUCUCAGUGCCCAGUUGUAUGAACGACUGUCCAAAGUUGACAAGAUGAAGAAAAAAUACGAGAUCGUCAACAUUUCCAUGGCGGCACCAGAGGGCGAGGAAGACAAAUCCCAGGCCUAUUACAUUAUCAAGGCAGCUCAAGAGAAGGAGGAGCUUCAGUGCAAGGGCGACGAUUUGGACGCCAAGAUCCGCAUGAUAGAGAAAGAGAAUAAGGCGUUGGAAAAUACCAUGCACCUGCUCAAUAAUCAUAACAGCGCCUAUCGUAAAUCCAUCAAAGAGUCCAGCCCCGAGUAUCAAGAGAAAUUGAAGUUAGAGGAACAGAAAAGGGCGGCGGACGAGAAGGGCAAGUUCAAGAGACGCCAAAUCAGAGAGCUGCAGGAAAACUUUGAGGUCAUGAGCAGCUCACUCAACAGCCUGCAGCAAGAAGAAGGUGUUGAGAGACAUAGAAAAGCAGAUCUGGAAACACAAGUUGUCUCUUUCAAAGCCGAGCUCAUUUCUCAGCAGGAAAAAUGGGACAGGGCUACCAAGCAGUCCUUAAAGCUGACAAAGGAGGUCCGCUCUAGCAAAAACACCAAAAAGGAGACCUUUGAGGAACGUGACCUCAAUCAAAAAGUACUGAAAGACUGCAAGAAGACGGUCAAUAAGCUGUUUCUGGAAGUCAUGGAGCAGCAUCCUGACCUCCAGGAGACGUUACAGACGUACUUCAUGCAGGCCGGGCUUGCUCUUCCCUCUCCUGCACCAACCCCGUCGAGCAGGAGUUCAAAGCUGAGUUCGGCACGUAGCUCCGUUUCUCUCAGAUCUUCCAGAUUCCCCAGGCCAUCAGCAGCUAACAGCGCCAGAGGCUUGGCAGUUCACUCACCCUCCAUAAAGAAGAUUGAUUUAGGCCUUGGACUUGCCGUUUCCUCUACUCUUUCACCUCAGCCUCUGGGCAGUGACAGGAGCAGUAGGAACAACAAGAGCAGAAGGAACAUCAGAGACAGACAUCUCAAAAAUCCUUAAUCAGUACUUUAUCGGCUUACGGGAAAUGCUCUGUGUGAUACAGAAUAUUUGUGAGAUAUAUAAAUUAAAUCAAUUUCAUAUUCCCGACUUUGUGGGAACAGUUUG